GUAACAGUUCAGCAGUGAUUCUACAGCGGUGGUCGGAGAAGCUGCUGUUGUCCGUUAGGCGGGAAACGGCGUUGUGUCCCGUACUUUCGGGAUGCGCUUUAACGCUUCAUCUGACGCAUGCUCGAGCGAUGUGCUCAUUGAAAUGGCAGAGCCGCGGCGCGUGUUGUCGGGUCCGGUAACGGGCGCCGCGGUGUCGGGAGUGUGUCUCGCGCUGGUCACCGCUGCGCUCAUCUACGUGUGUCACCGGAAACAAGUGAUGAUAACUGCAGCGUUUGAGGGUGCGAGGAGGCGGACGGAGGCCUGUGAGGACAGUGAUAGUGAGAGCCACAGAACACAACACACAGAACCAGCUGAAGCAGACGAGCCUCCAUUGACGGUGAACAGUGAUGUGGCGGUGUUUGCAUCGAAGGCGCGUGUCGUUUACCCCAUCAACCAGAGAUACCGACCGUUAGCAGACGGAGCGUCGAACCCUUCUCUACAUGAGCCGUCCAAACACCUAGACACAUUUAACCAGGACUCCGCCUCCUCGUCAGGUGAUGAUUGGCCGAGCCAGGAGAGGGACAACGACGACAGCAGUCAGUUUAUCUUGUGUAGCCCCGCCUCUAAAACACACGCCAGACCCGUGUUUAAGAGAGUUCAACACUACCCACAAACUCUGAGCCAGUCACGGGUCAGUUUGUUGUGUUUGACUCUACAGGAACUACAACUCUAUACAGCACAACUACAGCAGGAGAAGUACAGGAUUUACCUGCACAUCAUCAAAGUGUUGCUGGGCGAUGGAGAGAGCGCUGAUGUCAUCCACACGCAGCAGCAACAGGAAGUGGAGGAGCUGAAGAGAGGCAUGUCUGCGGACGAGGGGGCGGAGUCAGACACUGUCAUGUGUUCUUUAGAGGAUGUGGAGAAAACGGGACGAGAGCAGCUGGAGCGUGCACUGAACACGGCUGUGUGUUUUGUGAAGCAGUUGGAGCAGCUCCAUCAGACUCUCCACUGCAAGUUUUCCAGUGAUGUCACUGAGGAAGUGAUGCAUAUGUUAAUGAGAUGCCUGCGAUUGGUGGAAAGCGGCCUUGCUGAGAUUCAGGCGUCUGUUAUAAAGACACUGAUGAACAGGUUUGAGUGGUGGGAGGAAGUGUCUGAUUGGCUGAGAGAAAGGACUGCCCUAUUAAAACAGGAGGCGGAGCUUAUAGUAAAACUCACAGGCCAAUCAAUGAAGCAGCUGAGAGUUGAUGGACAGCUGAUGGAAAAACUGAUGAGUGAAUUUGAGACGUCAGUUCAUGAAGUACUGCAGCAGAGCACCGACGAGGUGAGACGUCAGUCGGAAGAGCUCUCACUGGAUCGCUGUCAGCAGAUGUGUUUGAAGAGGAGGAAGAUGAUGAAGAAUCAGAGUUCAGACUGCAGCCACAUGCUGUCAAACACACAGACGACAGACACAAAGCACAUCAUACAGCAGGUGUUUAUGGAGCUUCAGGUGAGACAGUGGAAUCAGAGGAGAGACUUUGAGUUGCAGCAGGAUGCAAGAGUCACUGACGCUCUGUAUGAAUGCUGGACGAAUUUGUUUGGUGACUGCAGCAGACGCUUUACUCAACUGUGGACAGAGUUUGUUUUGAGCAACAUUCCUGCAGGCUCCGCCCCCAAAACAAAUCUCGGCCAAUCAGUGUUGAAGAGCAUGAAGCAAACAGUGACCAAUCAGAUGCAGCAAGAGCAAAGACACGCCCACACACACUUGCACAUGCUCAGAGAGCAGCUGCAGCGACGCAGACAGGUUUGGAUUGAGGAGGAGGCUUUGACUCGGUCUUGUCUGAAUCACUUUGGAGAACAACAGUGUAAAGUUGUCACGGCGAUGGUUUCCAGGCAUCCUGAAAUGCAGAAGAGUUGUGCUCUCAUUGAGGAGCAGCAGCAGCUUUUGCUCUUGGAGUUUCAGAGAAUUUUAUCAGCGCGACAUUUUUAUCUGCGAACUGUGAGAGAGAUGAAACUGAGUGAACUCAACACACAGUCUGAAACACAGGACCCCUGUGUUUGUGUUGCCAUGUCAUUGGUCCACCCUGAGGUGUCUGUGAUUGGUCAGAAUGUUCAGCAUGAGCACCUAUCAGAGUUGGAGACUGUCGCUGACAUGCUACAGGGACACGCCCACUUCAUGGUUGGCCACGUCCUCUCCCGCAUGGCGCGGCUGCAGAUGAGCCGUCAGUCUGCUUGUGUCACAGAGCGGCUGAUUGACGCAGCGUGUGAAAGUGUCUAUGUGACACGGGAUUCUGUUCUGUCUCUCGUCCGGGAAUAUUACUCUCGGAUCCAGCGCAUCACCAUGACAACACAGCAGCAGCUGCGGGUCCACACCAGUGCAGCCAAUAACACAGAGGUGCACACAGAAAGGAAGGUUUCUAUUGAAGCACUACACACACAACUCAACGACUGGGCCGGAAAACCAAACUCUACUGAAUUACAUCACCGGGUGUCUGACCUAAAGAGGAAAUGUCUCGCCACAUUUGAAAAGCAGCAUCACAGUCCAGUGCUCACACACACAUACAGACAACAACUCAGAGAUGAAGAGGAGGCUUUCAUGUGUCGUCUGGCGGCUUUAGCGCGUGUGUCUCUCAACAACAUGAACAAGGAGGAUUUUUCAGGGUCAGAGGUCAGAGACACAGACGUGCAGAUAGUCACAUGAUGUUCAGAUCUGAACACAACACAGACUCACAACUACACAAACUGCUUUUAUGUGUCCAACAGUGUGUUAUUGUGCUUAACAUGCCUGUGUUUAAUUACUCUACACUUUUAUUCCAGUUACAGUAAUAUUAUACAUGUAAUAUUACUCCACUAAAUCAGAUGUCUGCACACACACGUGUUAUAUGUGUAACAUAUUUAGUGUAUGUUGUUUAUGUAUAAUAAUGUGAUCAUUUUUCUUAGAUGCUGCAACAAACAUGUUUCAUAAAAAUGUUGAGUGUUUUUGAGCACUAGAAAGUCUCAUUAAAGCAUGUUUCACUAGU
This is a messenger RNA of Xyrauchen texanus (razorback sucker), 2975 nucleotides long. It is a transcript of the gene evc, whose product is annotated as evC complex member EVC. The record is from RefSeq and is a predicted model, not a curated record. NCBI's taxonomy places the organism in Eukaryota, Metazoa, Chordata, Actinopteri, Cypriniformes, Catostomidae. The transcript has 21 exons. Bases 92 to 2656 code for a protein of 854 amino acids. Gene Ontology annotation, biological process: smoothened signaling pathway.